ACGCUCUUUUUAGUUGUCUUCUUAACCCAUAGCCUCUAUUUAUUGAAUUAUGCUGUGAGUCUUUGUUUGUUUGGUGCAAUUUUUCCCUCGUGAGUUUAGUAGCUUGUUUGUCUCCAUCCAUACCUUGUGCUACCUUUGUGUCUCACUCUCCAUAUUUAACAACUUGAGGAUAAUUGGUUUUAAAGCAGUUGAGCACUCUCCUAUGAUGAUAUCUUUACUAUUAACAUUUUUAUGAGACAGCGAUGCAAUUGUUGUAAAGCAGUCUAUUGUUAGUGGCACAAAUAUCUUCUGUAGUGUUUUUGAGGAGUUCAUUGUGCAGGUGGCUAGAAGAUAUUUGGAUGUGGAUGAUUACUUCAAGGAUGCUGUUUUUGGGAUUUCUAUGGAGGGAACCUUUGUUGAGGGAAUAAAGGAAGAGGUUGUACUCUCCCCUGCGCAUGCUCUGUCCCUUAUAGCUGUCGGAGAAGUUUAUUCCUCAAAGCACAUUCCAACAAAGCCAGCAACUUUCACACAAGAAGAAGUGGCUCUUCAAUUUCCCAAUCCAGAUUACAAAUUUUAGAGGGGCAACUCAUCAGCCUUUGUUGAAACGUUAUGCUGACAUCACAGCCUAUCAUAAUAAAAAGACUAUUUUGCAAUUAGUAGCCACUAUCUAAAUUGCUUCUUAGCUGGUAUAUUUGGAAUGGGAUUCUUGGAAGCUGCAUAUGUGGAUAACGGUGCUGUGGAUGUCCAAGAAAGUGCUAAGAAGGAACGUGAGCGAAUUGAGGAGUUGCUUAGAAGUAGAGGAAUUAGAUAUGGCUCUUACCCUCGUUUCACUGUUUACGUUAAAGGCCAAAAGGUCAGUAUUAAGUUUCAAAUUCCUCCUAAUUGUGAAGUUUCACAACUUAUCGCAAAUCUUACUGCACAUCUUGGAACAAAAGCUGAAGGCCAUGGUGGUGGUUCAGACAUGUUAUUACGAGCUUGGGACAGGCUCCAUGAGGAGUUCUUUCUUCGAGGGGAAGUUAUAAUGGAACAAGGAAAUGUUGUGGAUCAACUAUAUUUUGUCUGCCAUGGAGUAAUGGUUGUUUGGAAUUAUUAUCUUCGAAGGCCGUUCGCAUGAUGAAAUUGGUGCUUAAUGGUGUGGAUACGACUUUCAUUAACCUCAUUCAACUUUGCUUAAUUAAAUUUGACUUCACAUGUUUUUAUUAAGUUAGCCAUAUAUAUUUGUACUAACCACAUUUUGUUAGCAAAAAAAUAAAGAAUGAUUGCUUAAAGUUAA
Molecule: messenger RNA, 1252 nt
Organism: Glycine soja
Lineage: Eukaryota; Viridiplantae; Streptophyta; Magnoliopsida; Fabales; Fabaceae
Exons: 10
Coding region: 677-1093 (138 amino acids)
Source: RefSeq, a predicted model, not a curated record